Molecule: messenger RNA, 2723 nt
Organism: Oryza sativa Japonica Group (Japanese rice)
Lineage: Eukaryota; Viridiplantae; Streptophyta; Magnoliopsida; Poales; Poaceae
Source: RefSeq, a predicted model, not a curated record
AAGAAACAAAAAAUAAUCUCUAUCCGAUCUAUCUCAAAUUUAAUUUUGAAUAUGCGUCAAAUUUAAGCAAUUUUUCACAGCAACUCAAAUUUUAACUUCUUCUCGUGACGGAGGGAUGCCGACUCACCGUGCACCGGGCCCAGCUGUCAGAGAGCGACCUGCGUCUCCUUCCUCUGGCUAUAGUUUGAACUGCGUCGCCCAGUUCAAAUGCCGGCGGUGAGUAGAAACGUAACAAACUUUUCACCCCACCCUGACCCCACCCGCCACGCCACCCCACCCCACGCAGAGAAGCCCUCGCCACCGCGCGCGUGGCGCCUCGCCUACCAAGUGCUCGACCAAAGUUCCGCUCCGCCUCCCGCCGAGCCACGCCACGCCACGCCGAGAAGCGAGAAGCCGAAGAGUAGCUACUCGACACCGGGCGCGCGCUCGCUUGCUCCUGCUUGCGUCGCCUCGCCACCGCGACGCGACGCCGCGCCUCGCCACCGCGCGGACACAUCGCUCGCUCUCUCGCUCCAACCACUACCGCGGAUGAUGGAGGCUUUCCAGGGGGUGGACUUCGCAGCGCUGCGCGUUUGGCAGUGCGACUCGUACCUCCACGCCGACGAGGACGGGCGGUCCGUCUACCACCGCCGGCUCGGCGGCUGCGGCGGCGGCGUCGCGUUGCAGCACAACGCUGUGUGGGCCGUUUGACGAGCUCGUCGUCGGGGAGCCGCCCACGCGGUACGUUCUCCUCCGCGGUGCCUACGGCCGCUACCUCGGGACUCUCGACCCCGGCGACCGUGAGCGCGGUGCCAGCUGGAGGUCGGCGCCAUCAUGUGGCGGGCCACCGGCUGCUCUAGCGUCGUGAGUCACGGUGCCCGCGGGCGUCGUUCUUCUGCUGGACAGGUCCGGGCGCUAUCUGCGCGGCAACAAAAACUUUCUGGCUCGCCGCCGCAGCGUAUCCGUCGACGACAACGUUGACAAGGAAACAACGUGUUGCGGUGGGAGGUGGUGCCCGUCGACAGGCUGGAGCUACCGAUCAUGGCCGAUUGCAACUUGACUAGCUCGUGCUCGCUGUAUCGGGAGAUCCGGUUCGUGACGGCCGAAGACGCCGCAGCCGCUGACGCUGGCCAAGUACACUAGGAGUCAUGUCAGUUCGCCGGGAGGUCAGUGCAGCUCCUGAGAGAGAAGCUUGCGGGCAUUGUGGGCUACGAUGAGUUUAUGCUGUGCGUCCGCACCGGCCUCCAUGGGCGGCUCACCCCUCUGCUCAUCAACCUGCCUCGCAGUCAGGAGACCCUACAUAUCGUCCUUAUUAGGACCAACACCACAGGGGAUGAUAAAUUGUUGUCCUCAACUCUGACUGACGAGAUGCAGCCAAUGAACUCCAUGGGGGCUGCUGGCUCCUCCACCGCUACGGGUGCUGCUGGCUCCAACCACACCGCCGAUUCUACAGUUCCACCGUCGCUGCUGUCUUCAGAGCAUCACCGCUCGACUGAGUCGGACCCGUCAGCUGAGCACGAGCGCCACGACAUCACCAAGAACAACCUCAGUGGCGGCAUGAGGGCAGUCGAUGCCGAGGCCUCCUCUUCCUCAGCUGUGGACAUGGCUAGCGGCAAGAGAGCCAAGGGUAAAGGAAGGAUAAAUACCGAAGUGGACAAUGACAGGAUGGUAUUGUGGACUAAUUUAGAGAAGGCAGAGGAUGAUCUUUGGCUCAGAGAGGAGCAGCUUUCAAUUGAAAGAUUAAUUCUGUGUCAAAAAGCACUGGAGAUGGAGGAAUCUGAACGUGUUCACCGACGUAUACAGAGCUGUCUUUUUCGCUGGAACACUUACGCUCUCUCGGGCAAUGAAGAUUUGUUGUCCCCGUUGAUUUUUGCUCCAAUGCCCAGGCCUGAUAAAACUUCGACUCCCCAAAUAUUCAGCACUGAGAAUACAGUUGUUGCUCCCAGUCCGACUGCUCAGAAUACAAGUGCUGAUGUCACAGAUACGGGAGACAAGGACGUUUGGAAUAAAAGACAAAUUGGCUAUGUCUACAUAUUGGGCACAUCUUUAGCCGUGUUAUUCUUUCUCCGGCCUCUGUUGCCCGCUGGUUAUGGUAUAUGGAUGCUUGCAGCAUUUGCAACUAUCUGGGGCUUCGGGAGCGUUGGUCUCCCUGCCGGGAUGUUUGGGGAGAAGUUUCCAAAGAUCUUCAGUCGGCAUAUGGGACAUGUCCUGUAUGCGGCCUUUUCAGUUCUAGUCAUAUACAGCAUCUAUCUUUUGGCACUGAGUACGCCAACUUCGCCAUUGGCCCCUCCUCCACCCUCGUCACCUUUGGCCCCUGCAGUUCACGACAAUGAGUUGUGGUUUUGGAGGUUGGUUUUUGGCUUCAUUGGCAGUGUGGUGCUAUUUGGGCAUUUGUAUUUGUGGGCAAGGAGCUGUUGUACGGGCGUUGAUCAAGACCCGGACCUUUAGGAAAUGGAAUUGAUUUUAUCAGGCAAUAUGUCGAAGAUUCCUUCCAAUAGCUGACAGAUGGGUGUUUCUCGAUCCCUUUCUUGAUUUUGUUCAUCCCAGACCCGUUUAGGCAUGGUAUACAACAAUACACUAUCCUGCAGUUUAGUGUGCUCUCUCUGUGACGGCUGUGUCGAUCGUACCACUCUAUAUCCUGCUGUCAGGUGUUUUCCUCUUUUUUACCUGUGACAGAUGGUGCAUGCGUCAUACGCUGUGGGAUCGUGUUCCUUAUGAGAUUAACUAUACACACUAUUAUGUGC